Messenger RNA from Daphnia pulex (common water flea), 4332 nucleotides. RefSeq lists its product as uncharacterized. NCBI's taxonomy places the organism in Eukaryota, Metazoa, Arthropoda, Branchiopoda, Diplostraca, Daphniidae. The coding region runs from base 1 to 4332 and encodes 1443 amino acids. Gene Ontology annotation, biological process: DNA integration. The record is from RefSeq and is a predicted model, not a curated record. The transcript has a single exon. Gene Ontology annotation, molecular function: zinc ion binding; nucleic acid binding.
AUGGCGUCCGCAUUGAAAUUUCCCGACCCGUUCAAUUUUGCGGCAUCGAACUUGUCGCUGGAGUGGUCACAGUGGAGGCGACAGUUCGAGUGGUUUAUCAUGGCCACGCGCAAAACCGAGAAAGACGAAGAAGUUAUUGUGGGUGUGUUGCUGUCGCUACUCGGUCGGGAAGGAUUGAAAAUAUACGAAACUUUUACGUUCACGGAUCCUCUGGACGCCAAGAAGAUUGCUGAGGUACUAGACACGUUCACUGACUAUUUCGAGCCUCUGAAGAGUGAAGUGUUCGACCGUUUCUGCUUCCACAAACGCGUACAAAAACCAGGCGAAUCGUUUGAUGCAUGGCUCGUGGAUUUGCGGAGUAUGGUAAAAACGUGCAACUAUGGAACUGAGGCUGUUGUAAAAUCGGUGAUACGUGAUCAAAUUGUGUUGGGAGUCGCGAACGAUAAUGUUCGUGAAAAGCUGCUGUUCGAGAGUGGUCUAUCGUUAGAAGGUGCGUGUGCUAUAGUUCGGGCAUGUGAAGCGUCGUCCAUGCAACUCGGACAAAUCUCGACACGUACUGAGGCCCAGGUUCAUGGUCUGAGGGACAAAGCUGCGAAGGAACACGUGCCGACACAGUCAAGCAAAUCACGAGGUGAGGACGUGAACAAUUGCGUCAAUUGUGGCAGACGACACAGAAGAAAUCAAUGCCCCGCAGCCGGUGUCACGUGUUUUGCAUGCGGAAAGCCGGGUCAUUACUCCAGGCGGUGCCCAGCGUCCAACGGACAACAACGACGAGGUUGGGCAAACGACCGUCAGAUGGCGCCACCAACAGGACAACAGCCGACACAGCCACAACACCGACCAGCACAGCGCGGCACGUUUAUGCAACAUCAGCUACCCUCCCUUGAGGGCGCAGGGGCGGUCGGCCAAGAGGAAGCGCGAUUCAUGGACGAAGAAUAUGUUCUGCAUGAGCUCAAGUGCUCUAGCGGUGGAGAAGAGUGGCACGAGGAGUUAUCGGUAGAUGGCAGCGUUCCCAUUCGCUUUAAGUUGGACUCCGGUGACACCUGCAACGUCCUUCCAUUGGAAUCAUACAAGCGCAUCCACAAGUCUAAUACAGUGCUGACCCCUGGACCACGUAUACGUAAUUAUGGCGCGAGAGGAGGUUAUCUUAACGUUCUCGGUGUGCUGACGAGUGCAGUCGUCCGUCGUGGAGUGGUGUACACCAUAAACUUCGUGGUCGUCGAUGAGCCCGGCCAACCGCCGAUCUUGGGUCUACCGACGUGCCAGCGCAUGCAGCUCAUCCAGAGAGUUCACUCCAUAACGCAAGACCCACUCAAAGACGUCCCGCCGAUUGUGUCAGAGUUCAGAGACAUCUUCACUGGGAUCGGCAAACUCCCCGUGGAACACGACAUUCGCUUGGCGACUGGUGCGAAUUACAUCGACCCGGUAGUAUGUGCCGCCAGUCGAUUGCCAUUCCGGUUGGAGGAGAAAGUGUUUAAAAAGCUAGAUCAAAUGGUGAAAGACGAAAUAAUCGUUCCGGUAGUAGAGCCAACGGAGUGGGUGAGCAGGAUGCUGGUAGUUGGCAAGCCGGAUGGAGACGUAAGAAUCUGCCUAGAUCCGUCGGAGCUCAACAAAGCAAUUCUACGUCAACAUUUCGCCGUCCCGACAAUCGAACAGCUGUUCGGAAAAAUCGGGAAGGCAAAAUACUCUUGCAGCCUGGAUGCCGCCUCUGGGUUUUAUCAGAUUCCGCUCUCCGAUCGUGCGUCGUAUUUGUGCACCAUGGCCACUCCCAGAGGGCGCUACAGAUAUCUUCGUCUACCCUUUGGCAUUAAGUCCGCCCCGGAAGUAUACCUAAAAGUGAUGUCCGACCUGUUUGGCGACCUUGCUGGAGUGAUCGUGUAUUUCGACGACUUCCUGGUGACUGGAGAGACGAUGGAAGAAUUGGAGGCCAACUUACGGCAGGUAUUUGUGAGGUUCAGCGAAAACAAUCUCAAAUUACAGCUUAAGAAGUGUCGUUUCUUCCUAAACCAGUUGCCGUGGUUGGGACACAUAAUCGGACAAGGCACUCUCAGCCCGGACCCGGAAAAAGUGGAGGCUAUUGUCAAUAUGCCCGAUCCUACCGACAAGACUGGUCUAACUCGCCUAUUGGGAAUGGUAACUUACCUUGACAAAUUCUGUAAAAAUCUCGCAGCGCUAACGCGGCCCCUUCGCGACAUGUUAAAGAAGGAUGUGGCCUGGUUCUGGGACAGUCAACAACGGAAAGCCCUGUCGGAGCUCAAAAACGCUAUGUCGUCCCUGCCGAUUCUCCGCCUGUUCGACGUCAACCGCCCCGUCGUUGUCUCCGUCGACGCUUCGCCAAUCGGGAUAGGUGCAGUGUUAAUGCAAGAAGGACAGCCGGUGGCGUUUUCAUCCACGACGCUCACGGCCACCCAAAAGAGAUAUUGCCAAAUCGAAAAGGAGUUGUUGGCCGUCCAGUUCGGCCUCACCCGUUUUCGACAGUACGUGUACGGUCAGCGCGUGACUGUAGAGUCCGAUCACAAGCCACUAGUCGGCUUGUUAGACAAGCCCAUGGCGUCGUGUUCUCCCAGAAUUCAACGAAUGAGGUUGCAGCUGCAACGAUUCGAUUUUCAGUUGGUGUACAAGCCAGGCAAAGAACUUUUUAUUGCCGACACCCUCAGUCGAGCGCCAUCCCCCUGCGUGUAUAGUGACGACGUCACCACCGAGUGCGAGGAACAAGUACACCAUGUCAUCAACAGUGUGGCACCAAUGGAAUCGACCCGUCAGCGGUACGCGAGAGCUACUGCCGAAGACCCUACGCUCCAACUAUUGCAGUCAGUCAUGCUGGCGGGUUGGCCGGAACAUAGAAGCCAGUGUCCAGCAGCAAUCAAACCGUUUUGGCCGGUUCGACACGACUUGGCAGUAGUCGGCGGCGUGGUUCUGUUAGGAUCCCGGUUAGUGGUACCAGUGGCGCUGCGCCGCGAAGCGAUGGAUGGCGUCCAUGAUGGCCACUUCGGAGAGACCAAAAGUGUACUGCGGGCCAAGUCUUCUGUCUAUUGGCCGGGUUGGGAGGACCACAUCAGAAAUGUGGUAGCCAGUUGUCCCGUGUGCCAAGAAAACAGACCGAAAAAUCCCAAGCUGCCCCUGUUUCCGGUCCGGAUUCCGGAAUACGCGUUUCAGUUGGUUUCGGCGGACCUCUUUGAGUUCAAUAACGUGAACUACAUCUUAGUCGUCGAUUCCUACAGCAAGUGGCCGUGUGUGGUGCCGUUGCGGUCCGUUACGUCGUCAGCCGUCAUCAACGAAAUGACACGUUUCUUCUGUGAUUUCGGCCGUCCAGAAACAUUAGAGUCCGACAACGGAACACAGUUUGCAUCCGCCGAGUUUCGUGAGUUCUGUCGCACUUUGGGCAUCGCGCAAGUGACGUCGAGUCCUGAGUUUGCUCAAUCGAACGGGCUGGUGGAACGGCACAUCCAGACCGUGAAGAAAACAAUCUUGAAGAUGUUCGCGGAUGGCAAAUCUUUGUGGGAAGCGCUGUCGGCAAUCCGCUCGACACCAAUCUCUAGUGUUCUUCCAUCACCGUCGGUGCUUCUUCAAGGACGGAACUUUCGAGGAACUCUCCCUUUUCUGCCGUCUGAGUUGACACCCCGGCUCGUGCCUGCAUCGGCAGUGACGUCCGAACUAUGUCGCAGGCAAGCUAAAGCUGUAUUCGACACGCCCCGGCGGACAGACGCGCGGUCGUCCGUCCUUCAUGUGGGACAGCGAGUGAGGACCCUGGUCGGCAAGAAGUGGCGUCCCGGUGCGGUCCAGUCCGUCUGCAAGGAGCCUCAUUCGUAUUUCAUCCGUCUGUCAGACGGCCGCUUAUUUCGUCGGACUCGAUGGGCCGUCAACGUCGACAAGGGUGUCGCAAACGCCGUGGAUACGGGCCUUUGGGCUUCGGUUGGAACAAACGAAACUACCCCGGUUCCAUCGUCAGGCCAGCAGCCAAUAGCCCCCUCGUCGGUCACUGUGCGUCGCCCGUUUCAGCCAAGCCAUUCGAGAGCGGCGGAGAUACCACCCGCCUGUCCGUCUCCAGCCCGCGCGGCCGUCCCGAGAGCCGAUACCCCGGCUCCGCCAACGCCGGUCUCGAGCCACGUCAGCCAACAGGGGGCGCAACAGUACAGUGGCGGUCGUCGAAGUUCGAGUUGGCAGGACGAAGGCCCUUCGCGAGCAGUCCCGGUCCGCCUCUUUCCGUCCGGGCGGCCGGCCACAACAGAGGAGCAGCCCGGCAGUUCGGAUCCCGUCCCAACGUCGUCGAGUUCGUCCGAACCGUUUGGCACAACACGAUCGGGUGUUAAAUUUGGUAUUGGUCACGCUUAG